AUGGACGAAGACAAGCUGUCCGAGGUCGUGGAUAAACAGGAUCUGGCGUUGGCCACGCCGGAUCCAGUCCAGAAUGGCGAUGACAAGGCUUCCGCCGGCCUGUCCUUUCGCGCCGUCAACCCCGUCCAUGUCCAGGUCAGGAACUUGACCGUGCAGAUCGACACCACGCCGCCGUGGUGGCAGGCCUCUCCGGUGCAGAUAUGGAAUCGUCUCCGGGGACGAAAAGAGCCGGAGGACCAGGCCUUCAAGACCAUCUUGGACGGCGUCAGCGCCAGCAUGCGCCCCGGCACUCUGACAGCGAUCAUUGGAAGCAGCGGUUCGGGCAAGACCUCGUUGCUGAACAUGAUGGCCGGCAGGAUGGAAUCUGCCAGACUGAAGGUCUCCGGUUCCACCACCUUCAACGGCGAUCCCAACAUGUCGCAUGUCCGCAGCGCCUAUGUCAUGCAGCAGGACGUCCUCAUCCCGACCCUGACAGUGAGGGAAACCCUGCAAUAUUCGGCCGAUCUGCGUCUGCCCCCGCCCAUGACCCGCGCUGAACGCCGGGCCAUCGUCGAGCAGGUCAUCAUGGAACUGGGACUGAAAGAAUGCGCCGACACGCGAAUCGGGAGCAGUGCCCACAAGGGCUGCAGCGGUGGGGAGAAGAGACGCACCAGCAUCGGCGUGCAGAUGUUGGCUAAUCCGUCCGUCUUAUUUUGUGAUGAACCGACGACAGGAUUGGAUGCCACGAGUGCCUAUCAGAUUAUCAGAACCUUGAAAGGACUUGCUCAGAAGGGUCGCACUGUAAUUGUGUCGAUCCACGCGCCUCGCUCCGAGAUCUGGAAUCUCUUCGACAACGUCAUUCUGCUGUCGCGCGGAUCGGCUCUCUACAGCGGACCGGUGUCGGAGUCGUUGCCCUAUUUUGAACAGUGCGGCUACGUGCUGCCGCCCUUUGUCAAUCCCGCCGAAUUCUUGAUCGAUCUGGCCGCCAUCGACAACCGUUCGGUGGACCUCGAGAACGCGUCUCUCGCCCGGGUCGACUUCCUGAAGCAAUCCUGGAAGGCCCGGUCGGAGGAAGCGCUAGGUGACGAGGAAAAGACGCAGAACACCGCCGACACAAGCGAAAAUCGUCAGAAUACGGAUGAGACGGUGUUGAAGAAGGUUCCUUUCAGUCGAGAAUUCCAGGUCCUGACGUCGCGAACUUUCAAAACGACCCUCCGUGACCCCAUGGGCGUUGCAGGCAGUCUUCUCGAGGCCAUUGGCAUGGCUGUUAUCAACGGAUGGAUCUUCCUGCAGCUCGAUAAGAGUUUGGCAGGAAUCCGCUCUCGUGAAGGAAGCCUGUACACCGCAAGCAGUCUCAACGGCUACCUGGUUCUUACCUACGAAACCUUCCGUCUGACCAUCGACAUCCAGCUGUUCGAUCGGGAGCGAUCAGAGGGCGUGGUCAGUGUUCCCGGCUUCCUCCUCAGCCGGCGAGCCGCUCGCCUGCUGCUGGAGGAUCUCCCCGUUCCGAUCCUCUUUGCGGUGAUUUUCUAUUUCAUGGUGGGCUUUCGACUGGAAGCCUCCACGUUCUUCGUCUUCUUGGGCCUGAAUCUGCUGACGCACUACAUCGCCGUCACGUUUGCCGCGGUGGGAGUCGGGGUCUCGAGAAGCUUCCCGGGAGCCGGUCUUGUCGCCAAUCUGUCCUUCACCCUCCAAAGCUUUGCCUGCGGCUACUUUGUCCAGACGAAUCAGAUCCCCGUCUACGUCAGGUGGCUGAAAUGGACGGCUUACACGUUUUACAUCUUCGGUGCUCUCUGUGCGAACGAAUUCAUCGGCGUUAAUGGCCCGCCAUAUGGGCAGUUCUACGACUGUCCGUAUUCGACGAACCCAUUGGACCCGGCAUGCAAGGAGUACACGGGCAUCUUUAUCAUGGAAAGUCUCGGCUUCCCGUCGAACUGGAUAUGGAGGCCAUGCGUCAUCCUGGUUGGCUAUGUCAUUGGGUUCUAUUUGCUGGCAGGCCUCCUGUUGCAGUAUAACCGGUUUGCCAUGGGGAUUGCGCAGGCUCGCAAGUCGGAGGGCGAUGUCAAGGCCGGACGUCCGCCGAGUGACCAUCUCUCUCGACAACUAUGCCCUGGAGAUCAAGAAAAGGGCUCUGCCAGGGCGGCCAUCUCGCACGAUUCCGAUCUUGAGACCGAUCACCACACAGUUCCACCCGGGAGAGCUGAACGUGAUCAUGGGUCCUUCGGGGUGCGGCAAGACGUCGCUUCUGAACUCGAUCGCCCGGAGGCUGCACGGAUCAGCGAGCACCCAGUACCGACUCAGCGGGACCAUGACGUACAACGGGGCCAUUCCGUCGGAAAGCGUCAUUCGAUCGGUCACGUCGUUCGUCACGCAGGACGACGAUGCGCUGAUGCCGUCGCUGACGGUGCGCGAGAGCCUGCGAUUCGCGGCGGGACUGCGGCUUCCGAGGUGGAUGUCGCAGGAGGAGAAGAAUCGACGGGCGGAGGAAAUCCUGCUGAAGAUGGGUCUCAAGGAUUGCGCGGACAACCUGAUCGGAAGCGACCUGAUCAAAGGCAUCAGCGGCGGCGAGAAGCGGCGGGUCACCAUCGCAAUCCAGAUCUUGACGGACCCCAAGAUCCUGCUCCUGGACGAGCCGACUUCGGGUCUGGAUGCGUUUACGGCGACGUCGAUUAUGGAUGUUCUGAAGGGACUGGCUGCGGAGGGCCGGACGCUGAUCAUGACGAUCCAUCAGUCACGGUCCGACAUCUUCCAUCAUUUUUCGAACCUGCUGCUGCUUGCCCGGGGAGGCUAUCCGGUGUAUGCGGGGAAGGGGGCGGACAUGAUCAAGUACUUUGGGUCGUUGGGAUACGAGUGCCCGAGGCAGACGAAUCCGGCGGAUUUUGCCCUGGACCUGAUCACGGUCGAUCUCCAGCAGGCAGAUCGGGAGGCGGUAACGCGGAAGAAGGUGCAGCAUCUGAUCUCCAGUUGGGAAAAGGUGCCGAUGGAGCUGAGUCGGCAGACGUCCCACAUCGCGACGCCGGCGGAGCUGGGGAGUCUGAAGAAGCAGAUGCACCCGUUCCGGGUGACGUUUCCGCUGGUGCUGCACCGGUCCGCGAUCAAUUUCUUCCGGCAGCCGCCGCUGAUCAUGGCGCGGACGUCGCAGAUCAUUGGGAUAUCGAUCAUCAUGGCGCUGUUUUUUGCGCCGCUCAAGAACGACUAUCCUGCGGUGCAGUCGCGGAUGGGGUUCAUCCAAGAAUUCGCGGCCCUCUACUUUAUUGGCAUGCUUCAAAACAUUGCCGUUUAUCCUCCCGAGCGGGAUGUGUUCUACCGGGAAGAGGCCGACAACUGCUAUUCGGCGGAGACGUUCAUCCUGCAGUACACGACACUCGAAGUACCGUUCGAGAUCGCGUCGUCGCUCGUGUUUGGGGUGAUAGCGGCGUACGCGGUGAACAUGGAGCGGACGCCGCUGAUGCUGUUCGUCAGCGCGUUCAACUGCUUCUGCAUCAUCAACAGCGGCGAGUCGGUAGGGAUCAUGUUCUGCACGCUCUUCGACCACGUGGGGUUUUCGGUGAACGUGACGUCGGUGCUGCUGUCCAUCUCGACGAUCCUGGGCGGCAUCAUGAGCCUGAACGUGAACGGCGUGCUGCAGGCGCUGAACCACCUGUCGCCCAUCAAGUACUCGGUCGCCAACCUGGCGCCGUACUCGAUGCGCAACCAGCACUUCACGUGCACGGCGGCGGAGCGGCUGCCGGACGGGCACUGCCCGAUCGAGACGGGGCAGCAGGUGCUGCAGCUGUACAAUCUGGACAAGAACGCGGCGCUGAACGUGCUGGCGCUGGGGGUUACGACGGUCGCGUAUCGGCUGGUGGCGUAUGGGCUGGUCAAAGCGGUGCGCUGUCACGGCGUCUGGGAUCGCGUCAAGACUUUGCGCCGAUGGCUGAGGCGAUAAAUAAAUAG
This is a messenger RNA of Rasamsonia emersonii CBS 393.64, 3915 nucleotides long. Its product is annotated as ABC efflux transporter. Bases 1 to 3915 code for a protein of 1304 amino acids. The record is from RefSeq and is a predicted model, not a curated record. Gene Ontology annotation, molecular function: ATP binding; ABC-type transporter activity; ATP hydrolysis activity. Gene Ontology annotation, cellular component: membrane. The transcript has 4 exons. NCBI's taxonomy places the organism in Eukaryota, Fungi, Ascomycota, Eurotiomycetes, Eurotiales, Trichocomaceae.